Molecule: messenger RNA, 1007 nt
Organism: Telopea speciosissima
Lineage: Eukaryota; Viridiplantae; Streptophyta; Magnoliopsida; Proteales; Proteaceae
Product: methylecgonone reductase-like
Exons: 4
Coding region: 49-1005 (318 amino acids)
Cellular component (GO): cytosol
Molecular function (GO): aldose reductase (NADPH) activity
Source: RefSeq, a predicted model, not a curated record
ACAAAGGAAAAAGCUUCCUUCUUCCACUGAUUCUCAAUACUCUAAUAAAUGGAUAAGGAAAUGAUCCCUCAGGUCGCCCUGAACUCUGGCUAUAGAAUGCCAUUGAUAGGCUUGGGAACAGCAUGUGACCAUAUCCCUGGAAAUCUCACUUCUACUCUAAUCAAUGCGAUCGAGCUCGGUUACCGGCACAUCGACACUGCUUCCCUAUACAAGACCGAAGAGUUUGUCGGGCAAGCCAUAGCUCAAGCUCUCGAACGAGGACUGAUCGAUAACCGUAGUGACGUUUUCGUUACUUCCAAGUUAUGGUGCUCAGAUGCAGACCAUGAUCUUGUCCUCCCAGCACUCAAGGAAACACUUAGGAAACUGGGACUAGAUUAUGUGGAUCUCUAUCUAGUUCACUUUCCUUUAAGGAUUAAUCAAGGAACUGGAACCCCUUUCCAAAAGGAUGAAAUUCUUCCCUUUGAUAUGAAAGGGACAUGGGAAGCCAUGGAAGUGUGCUGCAGAUUGGGGUUGGCAAAGUCCAUUGGCGUGAGCAACUUCUCAAGCAAGAAGCUCUCCCAACUUCUAACAUAUGCCACCAUCCCUCCCGCCGUGAAUCAGGUCGAAAUGAAUCCUGCAUGGCAGCAGAGAAAGUUGAGAAAGUUCUGCGAUGAAAAUGGGAUUCAUGUGAGUGCUUGGUCACCUUUGGGAGCAAAUGGAGCUCAUUGGGGUUCCUUUGCAGUCAUGAAGAGUCCAAUCCUUGGAGACCUUGCCGUGACCAAGGGGAAAAGCAUUGCCCAGAUCUCACUAAGGUGGGCAUAUCAGCAAGGAGCAAGUCCAAUUGUUAAGAGCUUCAACGAGGAGAGGAUGAAAGAAAAUCUCCAAAUCUUUGAUUGGGAACUUACCCAGGAAGAACUAGAUAAGAUAAACCAGAUUCCACAGAAAAGGGGAUAUCCAGGAGAGAUGUUUGUUUCACCAAAUGGGCCUUACAAAUCCUUGGAGGAACUUUGGGAUGAGGAGGUCUAAUU